Gastrolobium bilobum is the source of this 1652-nucleotide messenger RNA. RefSeq lists its product as uncharacterized. The record is from RefSeq and is a predicted model, not a curated record. Gene Ontology annotation, molecular function: metal ion binding. NCBI's taxonomy places the organism in Eukaryota, Viridiplantae, Streptophyta, Magnoliopsida, Fabales, Fabaceae. The coding region runs from base 841 to 1548 and encodes 235 amino acids. The transcript is spliced from 2 exons.
CUUUAUAAGGAUUUAGUACUUCACUAUUUUAUUUCACUUUUUGGGAUCCUUCCAACAACUCGCAUGACAUGCAUGAAUUGAUCCCGUCCAUUAUAAGAAAAACAACAACACAAUCUGAUUGUGUGCGCCUCCCCUUACGAGAGAUGUCAUGUUCAAGUAAGGUGAGCGCCUUCCAACUAUAAUAAGCAUACAUUACUUGAUACACAAAUCAUAGUUGUAGUUUUUGGAAAAUAAAUUUUUUUGUCAUGUUUAAUGUAUCAUCACAGUGAUCUUCCUUUGUGACUAAAGCAUUAUUGUCAAUGUUUUGUCACCCUUCACCCACCCUACCUUUCAAGCUUUUUGACAUUGUUUGUUUUGACACAGCAUUACAAACAGUCAUAAAGAACAUCUGAACUCUUUCCAGAACCAGCAACCCCUCUUCCUUUUCUAAUCUUAAGCUUACAAAAUGACUUACAUGGACCAAUCAAACUAUACCAUUUCCUUCUCUCUCUCUCCCCCGCCUUUUGGAGGGAAAAAAAGAGAGAAGAUUCCUUGCAUUUCCCACAUCUCUUGCCUUCUACAUAUUCCUUACCCGUGUAAGGCUUGUACAGAUAGAUUCCAUUCACAUAUUUUUUUAUCCAUAAUUCUCUUCCAUAAAACAAAAACAUUUUCUUGGUUUCUCUAGUUUUACAGCUCCAUGGUUUGGGAUUCACAGGUACGUCCCUGAAAAUCCAUUCAUGUGUAUUAAUAUAUGCAAUUAUGAUAUUAUUCAUCACUUUUUUUUUUUUGGUGAAUAAUUGUGAUUCUGAUCAAUUUAAAACAUAUGGCAAGCAUUCUGUGUAAGAGUGGCUAAUCCAUCAAAUGCAGACACCUCGAGUCACACAGAUACAGGUCCGAGUGGACUGUAAUGGGUGCGUGCAGAAGAUCAAGAAAGCACUCAAUGGCAUUAAUGGUAUUCAUAAUCUUCAUGUUGACUUCCGUAGACAAAGGCUAACAAUUAUUGGGUGGGCAGAUCCAGAAAAAAUUGUCAAAGCAAUUAAGAAGACAAAGAAGAAUGCCACCAUUUGCUCUAAUAUUGAACUAACUUCUCCAUCUAAACCAACACAACCAGAAUCACAAGGAAAUGCACCAGCCCCUGAUGCAGCACAACCAUCACCGGCAGAACCACCGCAUCAACAGCCACCACCCGAGACAACGCCAUCAACCACACCUAAUGAGCACAAUGCAAGCCAACAGUGGCAGAGAAACCCAGGAACCAAUAUGAUAUACCAUAAUCUGCCUAACUACGUUAACAGAUUCAGUUCUGGCCACCACUAUGUUGAGCACUUGGACAGCAACCAUAAUAGCCCGGUAUUUCUGCAUGAGCCAUCCCAAUCAAUGUACGUAGCACAUAGCUAUAAUACAUACAUGCCAUCACCUUAUGUCACUGAAUAUGAAUGUGUCAGAUCACCAUCAAGGCACACACAUUACAACCGUAUGGAACACUACAGUGGAGACUACCAAAAUGGCAACGUAGACUUCACAUCCAUGUUCAGCGAUGACAAUCCCAAUGCAUGUAGCAUAGUCUAGUAGGAAGUCUACAGCUACUUGUGAAUAGUAAAGAGGUCUCUUAUGCUUUCAAAUGUCUUGAUAAGUGAGUCGUAGCAGAUAGUUCGUAAAAUAAUAUAAUUUGG